Messenger RNA from Zootermopsis nevadensis, 2663 nucleotides. Lineage: Eukaryota; Metazoa; Arthropoda; Insecta; Blattodea; Termopsidae. The record is from RefSeq and is a predicted model, not a curated record.
CGAGUAACGGGUUCAGUUGUCGGACGUCGCUUGCCUGCGGAAGGUUGUUGCAUGUUGUUUCCGUUUGAGGCAUUUGUGUUAUUGAGAAGGGAAACAGAGCUAAUCGUAAAAUUAAUUUGAAUCAAGCCAUGAUUUAAUAAUGACAGUAUCAGUUUUUCUUUGUGAGCUGCAAGGUCGUGUGACAGUUUGUUUUGAAGGCGGUUUUAACAUUGCGAUGUAGUGAGUCAACAGGACAGCCCUAACUUUCGUUUGUUUUUUGUUACCAAUGAAUGAAAUGGCUCCCUGAAGUUUGAAUAUCUGUAACUGAAGUUCGUUCAAGACAUCUAGAAGUUCAGGAGAGGAUGAAUUUUGUUACGGCAAGCCUGUUUGAAGGAGGAGUGUUCCAGCGUCCUUUCAACUGGCUCCUCGCUGUCUUCCACUGGUUCUGCCUUGUGAUAGCUCUCGCGGGGGAUCCUCAAACUCCAGAUGACAUCCCUCUGCGCAAUCUGUCCUCACUGCUUCAUCCAGACACCAACACGUACCUUCACGACACCCUCAGCUACUGGCCCUUUAAUGAGACGUACCAUCUUUCUAAAUUCGAAGAUUUCGACCACACACAUUUUGAUGAUUCACAUGAGCUGGGGGAGAGAAGCACAGAACGGUACCCUGGAUCGAAAAACCUUGGUCAUCCGAAUUUUGGGAAGUCGAGAGGAGACGGAAAUGAUCCUGUCUUCGAUAACAACCUGGUCACAAACGUGACGGCGCAGCUCGGAGGAACGGCGUUCCUGCACUGCCGCGUGAGGAACCUGGGAGAGCGACCCGUAUCCUGGAUAAGGCGUCGGGACUGGCAUAUCCUCACGUCGGGCCUCUUCACUUACACUAACGACGAGAGGUUCCAAGUUGUUCACACAGAGGGAGGAGACGACUGGAACUUACAGAUCAAAUACGUACAAAAACGCGACAACGGCACGUACGAGUGCCAGGUAGCCACUGGUGCUGGCACAAUAUCGCACUAUUUCAAUCUGCACGUCGUGGUUCCCUCUGCGUUCAUCCUCGGCAGCGGGGAAUAUCACAUCGGAGAGGGCAGCACCAUCAGCCUUGUCUGUAUAAUUGAGAAUAGCCCGUCCCCGCCUCAGUACGUGUUCUGGUACCACAACGAGCGAAUGAUCAACUACGACACAUCUCGAGGCGGCGUCACAGUCAGCACCGAGCCUGGUCCUAAGACCCACAGUCGCCUCAUAAUCAACCGCGCCACACACGGCGAUUCUGGCAACUACACUUGCCGAGCGUCCAAUACAGAGGCUGAUACCAUUUACGUUUACGUAUCCAAAGGAGACAACACGGCCGCGAUACAGCGCCAAGCGUCGUCUGAGUCUACGCGCUGGGCGUACUUUCUGCCCUCUUUCCUCCUGCCUGGCGUUUGCCUGUGGGUCAGUAGGUGAGGCUUCCAGCAUGGUUGCUGACUAAAGGACUGAGGUCGCGUGCCCCUACGACCCAUCACAGUGACGUCAAUAUGCUACGUGUGCUGGCUUCUGGAAGCUUCUCAGCCAGACUGCAGACACCGAGGGACCGUGAGCUAUGGACACUGCAGGCAGAAAGAUCUUGACUGUCGGCGAUUGUUCUGGAAAUGAAUGUAGUGUCUCGCCAUCUUCCCGUACUCUCUUCCAUGCGCUCUUAAAUUCGGUUGAGUGUCAAUUCCGAGUGUGUUGUGCAGUGAAGUAUCCGUCUCAUACGAAGCCAGUGAACAGGAGACAAACGCCGUGAGCUAUACGACUACGGGCUCUCUGAGACGAGGAGGACUGAUAGAGAACAGUUAUUUAAUGUUUUAUUAUUUAAGUUGUUUCAUGUGCAGUAAACAGCAAACCAUUAUCAAUUGUCAGAGGUGAAAUAAAUACAUCUGUUGUUAUGAAGAAUCCACGUGGAAUCAGUGAAAAUUGUUACAAUAUAAACAGUCGUAUGUAUGCAAAUCAGUAUUUCCUUCCGUCCGUCAGGCCUUGUUUCUUGAAAAUAGGGCGUCGUAGAUAAAUAUGUUCAUCCUCGACACAAAAUAUCGGGGUGAGGAUCAUUUUUAUUUGGAAAAUUAGGCAGAGAUGCGGUAGAAACUGACACAUCUGGGGCAGUAGAAUGAUGACAGAACAAAAAGAUUUUCCUGUAGUAGACAGCCUCGGAAAGGUUUUAUCCCCGGCUCCUCAAACAUGUAAUUGUUUUCGACUCUCUGCCGAUGUCUUUUGUAAGCCUUAUGGUCCCCGUUACUAUAUGCUCUCAGUGCUGGGGCGUCCAUGAUAGAGGAGGCAUACCGGUGUUCAUUUACGUAGCUUCCAGCUUGAGUUCAUCGUACACGAGGACUUUCUUGUAACCCGGUAAUUGAUUUUCUGAUUAAUUGGAUUCUGUGAUAAUGGACACGUGAACUCUGCACGUUAUCUCGUGAACAUGGAUCAUUAUAUAACCAAAACAAACGUAGCAGUAAUAUAAAAGGAUAGGAAAUCGCAUAAAAUAUAAUAAGUUACAUUAAACAUUAUUUAAUACGUAAGAAAGCAACGCUCUUCGUAACUACAGAAUAUAUGCUAAUGAUGUGAUGAUGACAAAAUAUAUGUCGAAACAUGUAGCUGUGAGACAUUGUUUUAUCUUUAAAUAUUGUGUAGAGAGGAAAUGAUUUUACAACGGAAUAAAAUCUCUUACUUUUU